Messenger RNA from Cutaneotrichosporon cavernicola, 3810 nucleotides. RefSeq lists its product as uncharacterized. Bases 1 to 3810 code for a protein of 1269 amino acids. Lineage: Eukaryota; Fungi; Basidiomycota; Tremellomycetes; Trichosporonales; Trichosporonaceae. The transcript is spliced from 2 exons. The record is from RefSeq and is a predicted model, not a curated record. Gene Ontology annotation, biological process: transcription by RNA polymerase II.
AUGUUCGUCAAAGAUAUUGUCGAGCGUGACGCACCACCUCCAACAGCACCUCGUCCGCCUGCGCAACAGUCUCGAGGCUUUCCCACUGCCUCCCACAGGUCAGGGGGAAGCGCGUUCGCCCGCGCACGCAAGGAUGCGAAAGUUCGAGCGGGCGGCGGGCUGACGGUUGGCGAGGGCCGGGUUGUGGAGGCUGUACCUGGUGUACAACCCUCUUCCCAGGAGACUCUACCGUCCGCCUUUCAAGGCUCAUCCCAGAAGGCUGAUAAUGGAGAGGAGCGCUCCGCCAUCUCCCUGCCUGCUCUCUCCGCGGCUGAGCAGAUCCGCCGUCAAGUGCACACCGAGAACCUUGCGCGGGUCCAGGCCAUGUCUCAAGCUGAGCGCGAGUCCGAAGCCGACGAACUAAAGGAACGCUUUGGCACCGACAUCGUGGACCUCAUGCGUCGCCGGCGCGCGGCGCGUGACGGCGCGAGGGUGGGGCCGCGGCUGGUACAGAGCCAGAAGGGGAUGGGGGUGUUUGAGGGUGGGCCGGUGGAGAGACCGACGAGGGGGGAAGUGGAGAUGGGGGACAUGGGAGAAGAAGCAGGUCUGGAGCGAGUGGGAGGCAUGGGUGGGGUGGUAGAUCGGGUUGGUGAGCUCGGUGCCGGGGAACGCGCGCAGAACACUGCGCGUAUCGCGGGCAUGAGCACCGCUGAGCGCGAUGACGAGAUGCGCGACCUCGAGGAACGUUUUGGUGCGGCUCUCCUCGGCCGCCUGAAGAGCACGCUCGCGAAGCGCAGCUCCCCGACGCCAAAGCCUGCAGAGCCGAAGCAUGCCGCGAAGCCUGUGCAUGAUCAUCCCACAUCGGACCCGCGACCCUUCAAGUCCCUCAAGGCCCAGUCCAAGGUCCAGCCCCAAGCCGAGUCUUCCAAGGCCGGACCCUCCAAGCCCAAGUCCGUGCGCUUCGACGCGCCGCCCACACCCACCGAGCUCCGGCGCUACUUCCCAGACGCGCCGGCGAACGACCCAAAGCUGGAGUGGAUGAUGAACUCAGCGGCGGCCUCAGUUCAGCCCCCUCCCCAGACAGAAGAAGGGGAAGAUGAGAACGCUACCCGUUUCGAUUUGCAGGGCAAUCCGCUGAGCCAAGAGCAGGCAGCAAAGCUGCCCUCUCAUCUGGGGCUGCAUCAUCACGGCGCUGCCCCCGAGAUGGCGGGAUACACCGUCGGCGAGAUCACGCAUCUCUGCUACUCGACCGUCGCGAGCCAGCGAGUCGCAAUGAUGGGUGUCCUGGGGCGGGUGGUGCGGAACUACCGACGCGCUGAGGCGGAGAUGAAGCCGAAACCGAAGGAGGAAGCCAAGGAGGAGGAUGGGGAGACCAAGAAGGAACAGGGUUGGGUUGCGGACUGCCGCGACGCUGACGUAGAGGGGAAAGCCCUCUCUGUCUCCUCCUCGAUCCUCGCCUCGCCCACGCGCGCUCUCUCUGUCGUCUCCGCCGCCAUCGACCUCCUCUUCGUUUCCCUCGGCGGUCCCUGGCCCUACCUUGACCACCCGCCCAUCCACUUCCACCCAGACCCCACGCGUAAUGGCGAGGCCACAGGUUGUGCCGCAGUGGCAUGGGACGACCUUUCCUCUCGCCUCUCUGAACUCAUUUCCUCCGACCUGCCCCCUUCUACCCGCGCACAGCUCCUGCGCAUCUUGCGCCGGGCGGCCACAGCCGCCCCGCAAGUCGCGGAGGCGAUCACCCCGAUCGUCCCGCAUGCCGUCAAGGCGCUCGUUCUCCGUCCUGCCUGGCCGAGUGAGAUGCCGAACAUCGAUGCGCUCCGGCUCUUGAGGGAGACGAUCGAGAGCUCGAGGGAGGCAGCGGAGGCUCUGCGACCCACCGCUGAGGCACUGCUCAAGUUCCUCGCGACUGAUAUCCCGAUCUCGGGCAAGGAAGUUGUGCUCGAGGUCCUGCGUAUCCUCUAUGGGCUGGGGCGAUAUGGGAUGGGCGCGAGCUUGGCCGCGAGCGCGCGCGAAGUCUGGUCGCGCCUAGCGACAUGGAUCUCCACCGAAGGAGGGGAAGUCUAUGUGGCCUACUUUGACCUCCUGCGCGUCUGGGUCGUCUGCGCGAUCGAUCCGCACCGCACCACGCCCGAACACGACCUCACCUGGUCCCAACUCUGUGCGCUGGGUAUCGUUGACGAGGCCACCUCCGCUCUCCGCACUCUCCUUGCGGUGGAGAAGGAGUGGACCAAGAUCGCCGCGGUUCUGGCAGUGCUUGCCGAGUACGCCCUCGGCGCCUCGAUUAACGGCCAACGCGGAGGAGAGGGCGAGAAGGACGCUCUCCUCAGCUCAUUGCAGGAGAUGGACCUGUUGGGUGCCAUUCCCACGUCGGUGGCGGACAUCCCACAGGAUGGGGGGUUCAACGCAGCGCUCGCCCAGGUAUUCCACCUCAACAACGCCCUUGACUUCAAACUCGUUGUGGGUCCGCCCCUCCAGCGACUGGUGUGCUGGACUCUCUCGACAGCAGGCAGGGGAGACGUGGAACUCCGCCACGCCGUGCUCACUACUGCGAAACGCGUAGUGGAUCUGGGCAUGUGGGCCCGCAGCGCGUUCGACCUCGCACUCAACUUUGGGCCCGGGGACGAACCCCUCGCCCUGUCGCUAGUUGACGACAUCAUCCGGACCGACUGGGCGGCUCUGGCUGACCUCGAGCACCACCAUGAAGAAGGCGACGAACCCAUACAGCCAGUACUGAACGCGAUCAAGUCCAUCGGCCACGCGGACGGCCUGACGAUCCUCCGCCCCUUACUACACGCGACCAUCCUCCCCGCUUUGGCGGACAUUCUCGCGCCUCGCCCCUCACACCUCUACCUCAAAGCGACGGGUACGCUGCGCCCUCCCCCUCCAAAUCUGCCACAAGCUCUUCCCCUCCUUCAAGACUGGGUAUUCUCCCCCCUCGACGAGCUACUACGCAGUGGCGCCUCACAGGCCCUCGACCUAGCCCCAGGGGACUGGGACGCGUCCGAACCCCAACUCGUGCGGGCGACGCUGGCGCUCUCCCGCCUCGCUCACCUCACCUCCCCAAGUUACAGGAAUCGGACUGACGCGAUCCUGGGGGCAAUGAAAGUCUUCAUGCUCGAACACGGCCUGCCCGACGCCCCCAACUCGGUCAAGGACGUGUUUAGGGACGACGCCGUCUCGUCGUCUCUCACCGCCAUAUUGGACACCACGGCCAUCCCGUCCUCUGGGGAAGUCGUACCUGCGCCACUUGAGAGUGCAGCGCGCUUCCUUGGGGAAACGCCCUUCUUCCAGUUCUAUCAGGACCUCGUGGCUCUCUACGAGGCAGUGAGUUUUGGCGAUCACAACUUCUCAGAAGUUCUACUUCCUCCACUCGCAAUGAAUUAUCCCGUCGAUUACCGUCGUCUCCUGUGGGCGGAGAGCGGGGCACUCCGCUCCCUCCGUAUCGAUACUGGAGUGCCUCUCGAAUGCGGGACUAUCUCGACCUAUUUCACGCCCCUCGAGACCGACCGCGGUGUGCUGCAUUCCUACGCACGCGCUCUUGUGGCGGGCAAGGAGGGAUUCCUUGGCCGCGUGGCUAUGCACCACCUCGCCGGCAUGCUUUGGAAGGGAACGGACACGGAGCGCACGAGCCCACGCGUCCAGCUCCUCGUGGUCGUGCUUGCGCAGGGGAGCGAUGCCGUGCUCCACCGCGUUAUUGCGCACGACGUGGAGGGCGAAGACGGCACUGGGACUGUGGGUGAGGGCGAAGUUAAGCGCCGGGUUGCGGCCGCCGCACAGCUCGGCGGACCACGUGCUGUCUCACGCCUCAAAGCCGCGGGGUACGAGAUCUAG